Molecule: messenger RNA, 776 nt
Organism: Anastrepha obliqua
Lineage: Eukaryota; Metazoa; Arthropoda; Insecta; Diptera; Tephritidae
Gene: RpS7
Product: 40S ribosomal protein S7
Exons: 4
Coding region: 85-666 (193 amino acids)
Biological process (GO): translation; rRNA processing; ribosomal small subunit biogenesis
Cellular component (GO): ribosome; small-subunit processome; 90S preribosome
Molecular function (GO): structural constituent of ribosome
Source: RefSeq, a predicted model, not a curated record
AACCGCAGUAAAUUGAACGAGUGACGGAAGUUACUGUUCAGUGGCGUCGAUACACUUCCUUUUCUGUCAAAAUAGUUGACCAAGAUGAUCGGCAACAAGAUUAUCAAGCCCGGUGGCGCUGAGCCUGAUGACUUUGAAAAGUCUAUUGCCCAAGCUCUUUUGGAGCUGGAAGCCAACAGCGACCUGAAGCCAUAUCUGAGAGAUUUGCACAUCACUCGUGCUCGUGAGAUUGAGUUCGGCACCAAGAAGGCUGUCAUUAUCUACGUUCCAAUCCCACAACAAAAGACGUUCCAAAAAAUCCAAAUCAUUUUGGUUCGUGAGUUGGAGAAGAAGUUCUCUGGCAAACACGUUGUUGUAAUUGGUGAACGCAAAAUCCUGCCCAAACCUACCCGCAAGGCCAGGAAUCCAUUGAAGCAAAAGAGGCCACGUUCCCGUACUCUGACCGCUGUAUACGAUGCUAUUCUGGAAGAUUUGGUCUUCCCAGCGGAAAUUGUUGGCAAACGUAUUCGCGUUAAGUUGGACGGCGCCCAAUUGAUAAAAGUGCAUUUGGACAAGAAUCAACAAACUACCAUUGAACACAAAGUUGACACCUUCACAUCAGUGUACAAAAAACUCACCGGUCGGGAUGUAACUUUCGAAUUCCCAGACAACUUCUUGAACGUUUAAUUUUUUAGUCGAUCUAAAAAAGGGGGAAAUAUUAAAUAGAUCCGGAAGCAGAUAUGCUAUUCGCAACAUAUUUGAAAAAAAGUAACAAGUAAUAAAAUUUUUAAAAGAAA